Molecule: messenger RNA, 631 nt
Organism: Brachypodium distachyon (stiff brome)
Lineage: Eukaryota; Viridiplantae; Streptophyta; Magnoliopsida; Poales; Poaceae
Product: serine carboxypeptidase-like 42
Exons: 4
Coding region: 1-621 (206 amino acids)
Biological process (GO): proteolysis
Molecular function (GO): serine-type carboxypeptidase activity
Source: RefSeq, a predicted model, not a curated record
AUGCAUGGCAUUAUAUACCGCAACUCGCUGAUGUUCUUCUCACACAUAACAAGAAGUCAAAGGAUUGGGAAUCCACUACUCAAGCUUGACAGGGAUGUCCCCGCGACAUUUGAGUACUUCUGGUCUCAUGGUAUGAUCUCUGACGAAAUAUUUCUGGCCAUAAACAAGGGUUGUGAUUUUGAGGAUUAUACCUUCAAUAACCCCCAUAACGAGAGCAAGUCUUGCAAUGACGCCAUUGCGGAGGCAAAUGGUAUAGUUGGGAAUUAUGUCAAUAACUACGAUGUUAUUCUCGACGUCUGUUACCCAUCAAUUGUGAUGCAGGAGCUACGGUUGCGCAAAUAUGUGACCAAAAUCAGUGUAGGAGUGGAUGUUUGCAUGACCUAUGAAAGGUUUUUCUACUUCAAUCUUCCAGAAGUGCAGCAUGCUCUUCAUGCUAAUAGAACACAUCUACCUUAUGGCUGGAGCAUGUGCAGUGAUGUGCUGGAUUACAGCGGUAAGGAUGGUAAUAUCAACAUCUUGCCUUUACUUCAGAGAAUCGUGGAGCAAAAGAUACCAGUUUGGGUAUUCAGGUAUGUAACCUUUUCCUAUUUUAUUUCAGAUAAUUUGUUUAAGCCCAUGUGAAAUUUGCCAU